Molecule: messenger RNA, 1312 nt
Organism: Bactrocera latifrons
Lineage: Eukaryota; Metazoa; Arthropoda; Insecta; Diptera; Tephritidae
Gene: purple
Product: 6-pyruvoyl tetrahydrobiopterin synthase
Exons: 5
Coding region: 226-732 (168 amino acids)
Biological process (GO): tetrahydrobiopterin biosynthetic process
Cellular component (GO): mitochondrion
Molecular function (GO): 6-pyruvoyltetrahydropterin synthase activity
Source: RefSeq, a predicted model, not a curated record
UCGUGACAUUCCAAUCGACAGUCAAGUUUUGUUUUCGUACGCUAAUUCUCUAAUUAGCAAAAGUUUACAUUCUUAUAAGAAAAAUAAAGUGUGAUUUUAACAGCUAUACAGAAAUUGUGUUGUUUUUUAUUAAACAGCAGCAUUCUUCUAACGCAGAUUUACAAUAACAGAUUGAAAUUUUUUCUCAACUUAAGCUUUAACCACACCACACCGACGUAAAGUAAAAUGUCGCAACCUGUUGCAUUCCUUACACGCAAAGAAACAUUCAGCGCUUGCCAUCGUUUACACAGCCCACAUCUAAGUGACGCCGAAAAUGCUGAAGUGUUUGGGAAGUGUAAUCAUAUAAAUGGACAUGGACACAAUUACACCGUUGAGGUAACAGUUCGUGGACCUAUUGACAUACGCACAGGGAUGGUAAUGAAUGUUACUGAAUUGAAGACUGCAUUAGACAGAGUUGUGUUCAAGGACUUGGAUCAUAAAAAUUUGGACUUAGAUGUAGAUUUCUUCAAAAAAACUCCCAGUACUACGGAGAAUGUUUGUGUUUACAUUUGGGAUAAUGUGCGACAACAUUUGAAACGUCCAGAACUGUUGUACGAAGUAAAGAUCUAUGAAACUGAUAAAAAUUCAGUUAGUUACCGUGGCCCAUACAAUCAUAAUGGCUAUUACCAAAGCAUGCAAAUGAAACGCUCAGCUAAAACUUCUUGCACUAACAUCUCUUCUGAUUCUGACUAAUGCUGCCUGGAGACCACAAGACUCGAAUUGAAUUGUGAAUAUGAAUUUAAUUAAUGUUAGUUAAGGAGAAAUACAACACUAAAAAAUAAAAUAAAAUAAAGUAUUUUUAUAAUUUCAUUUAAUUUUCUACUAUCGAUCUAACUAUCAGCAAUGAAUGCUUUUCUUUUGACGUGUUAGUGCAAUAUAAUUGAUUAUACCCUACUGUAGCUUCAGUUUCAGAUUCAAUAUUAUUAUUGUUGUAUUACAAAAACUCAAUUUAUAUUCGAUCAAGAUGAUCAUUAAUUCAUAUAAUCAAAGAUUGCUGAUCGAUGAUUUUAAUAUACAAUAAUGCGCUGUAAUAUGAACUUCUAGUGUUAUUGAUAUGUGAUUAAGAAAUACAAGUAGAGGGUAGAAAAUAUUUUUAGAACAUAAGAAUUUCUUAAUUAACUGAGUAGUUCUUUGUAAAAAAAGUAUUAUUAUGUACCAUAUUUGAUAUCGGAUCUCACAUCUUCUGUGAAUACUUAUUUCGAUUAAGCUCUACUUGUAGCCUCAAUAACAAGAACAAUAAAAGCAAAACUUAAAUAAAUUAGUUGAUACCAAA